GAGGAGAAGAGAGAGAGAGAGCUUUGACAGCGCUCAUCACCCACUGAACAAACCAGGACGGGUUGCAUCCGAGCAAUCGCUGCCAUUCGCACACGGAGUUUACAGCCUUUGCGCCGCUUUUUCUUUCGAUCUUUUUCUGCCGCACCCCCUCCCUCUCUCCCGGUGCUGCCCAGCAAAGUCGACCAUGGUUUCUAUAAUUUCAGACCUGGACCCUCUGAAAAGCUGGAACGUGUUAAGGCAGGACGCUAGCGACCUCUCCGGGCCGAUUCAAAGUAACGGCACGGCCGGUAAGAUGAACGGCGCGCUGGAGCACUCGGACCAGCCCGACCCGGACGCCAUCAAGAUGUUCGUGGGUCAGAUCCCGCGCUCCUGGUCGGAGAAGGAGCUGAAGGAGCUGUUCGAGCCGUACGGAGCCGUCUACCAGAUCAACAUCCUCCGAGACCGCAGCCAGAACCCUCCACAGAGCAAAGGCUGCUGUUUUGUCACGUUUUACACAAGGAAAGCUGCCCUUGAAGCCCAGAAUGCACUGCAUAACAUAAAGACCUUAACAGGGAUGCACCACCCUAUUCAGAUGAAACCUGCAGACAGUGAGAAAUCUAACGCUGUGGAAGACAGGAAGUUGUUCAUUGGCAUGGUGUCAAAGAAGUGCAACGAGAACGACAUCCGGGUCAUGUUCUCUGCAUUCGGACAGAUCGAGGAGUGCCGAAUCCUCCGAGGGCCGGACGGACUGAGCAGAGGUGUGUGUCACUCCGACUCACUUCCAUCCACACGAUGUGCGUUUGUCACGUUUUCCACCAGAGCUAUGGCACAGAAUGCAAUCAAAGCCAUGCACCAGUCUCAGACUAUGGAGGGCUGCUCGUCUCCCAUCGUGGUGAAGUUUGCUGACACGCAGAAGGACAAGGAGCAGCGGCGUCUGCAGCAGCAGCUGGCACAGCAAAUGCAGCAGCUCAACAGUGCGACCACCUGGGGGAGCCUGACGGGCCUGGGGGGGCUCACCCCGCAGUACCUGGCUGUAAGGAGCGCCGCCUCCAUCACCUCCCCCCCCUCCUACACCCCUUACUGCAGCACCAUGGCCAACGUCGCUGCAUUGCUCCAGCAGGCAACCUCCUCCAGCAACCUCGGAGCCUUCAGCGGGAUCCAGCAGAUGGCCGGUAUGAGUGCUCUGCAGUUGCAGAACCUGGCCACUUUAGCAGCGGCAGCGGCGGUGGCCCAAAACUCAGCCAGUCCCUCCAACGCAAACCCCCUGUCAGCCAGCGCCGCCUCCCUGGGAGCGUUGGGCAGCCCAGCACCGGGCCCAACAGCAACCUCCAACGCCAGCGCCAUGAACUCUCUGACCUCCCUGGGCACCCUGCAGGGCCUGGCAGGCGCCACCGUCGGCCUGAACAACAUUAAUGCACUAGCAGUUGCUCAAAUGCUCUCAGGUAUGGCGGCACUUAACGGAGGCCUGGGUGGCGCAGGGUUGACCAAUGGGACGGCGGGCACCAUGGACGCGCUGACGCAGGCUUACUCAGGGAUCCAGCAGUACGCCGCCGCCGCGCUGCCCACCCUCUACAGCCAGUCCCUGCUGCAGCAGCAAGGGGCCGCCGGCAGCCAGAAGGAAGGUCCCGAGGGUGCCAACCUGUUCAUCUACCACCUGCCCCAGGAGUUUGGAGACCAGGACAUACUGCAGAUGUUCAUGCCUUUUGGAAACGUGGUCUCUGCCAAAGUCUUCAUCGACAAACAGACGAACCUGAGCAAGUGCUUCGGCUUCGUCAGCUACGACAAUCCUGUGUCGGCGCAAGCAGCGAUCCAGGCCAUGAACGGCUUCCAGAUCGGCAUGAAGCGGCUGAAGGUGCAGCUGAAGCGCUCCAAGAACGACAGCAAACCGUACUGAUCUUAGCACUAGGGUCUAUCUGCUCCCCAUGUUAGCACUGCUAGGAACAACCCAUCUCCAUGCCUGUUAGCUCAUCGUUUUGCCUAGCAUGUCUCCGUGGCGUCCAAACAAAAAAAACUUUAAACAAAAACAAAAAAAUCCCCUCCAAAAAAGUGUCAUCGUCCUCCUCCCCCGUCAUUGUUUUUUCUGAUGUCUUUUCCGAGCUCACCUGAUCAUAACCUGGUUCUCCUCCUCCGUUGCCUACUGACCUUUUGAACUUUUAGCUUUUUUGGAUUUUUAUGAUUUUCUUUCCCGUUCUUUUUUGUGUUUUUUUGCAUGUGACCUCAUUUGGAUCUGUUUUCUGGGGAGGGUUUCAGGGAGGCAACAAGGGAGGGGAGGGCAAGAAAAUUAAUCAAUGUGAAAAAGAUAUAAAGCUGCAUUCAUAUGAAAAACAAAAAAGACUGAGAUUUUUACGGAAAAACAAAUGUUCUUUUUGGAAGAAAAAAAAACCUGUGGCAAAAUGAUUUCCAUUCAGUAUGUUUUCCUGCAUUUUCUUUUGUUUCUUCUUCUUCUUUAUGUCAGUUUUUCCUUUCUUUUAUUCUUCAUUUAAAGUAAACUUGAAAGUUCACUACAGGAAUUGGCGCGUCAUCUUGCUUCUGGCGCCGAUGAAAAACAGUCCGCCAGAAGCAGUCCGCGCCAGUUUCUCUGAAAAAUAAGACUACUUCCAAACAGUUUUGAAUAAAAACUGUCUGAUCAAUAUUAGACUCUCUCAGAGCUCUCCAAUGGUUUUUACAUUUUUCAGGCAGUGUAAAGUUUUUUGAUAAGGCCAUUUUAAGUGGCUCUGUUUCUCAUUCAAAGUCUAUAUAUAGAACCACUUUUUUCUAGAGUAGUUUAAAGGUAAAAAUAAAAAAAGACAUUUGCCCUGUUUGGGUGGGAGAAAUGCUACCUACUUGUGUCACCUUUUGCUGAACUGACUCACAGAUAGACAAUCCGUGGUUUAAAUGCACAUGAUGAAAUGACCUAUAUUUUCUACUGUUUAAAUGUAUAGAGGAAAAAAAAAUACUAAGAUACUUGUAACCUGCGUUAACGUCGGUGCUUCUCGUGAGUUUAGUUGUGGUUUCAUCACAAGUCUAACGGUCUUAAAUGUCUCAUGUUUUUCAAGAGAAGACAAAAAAAUCAGUUUACUUGAACAAUAGACAAAGCCUUUCAUAUUACUAUAAUAGUUACUUUGUUGAUUUGUUUCUUUUUGUUUCUUCUUUUUUUAAGGAGUCCCUAUUUGCUAAAUUUCUUGUUGGUUAAUUAGCUAUAUAAAAUUCCUAAAAAUAUAUAUAAAUAUAAAUAUAUCUAUAUAUAUAAUGUCAGCUUGUGAAGCAUCAAUGUCAUUAUUAUUUUAUUUCUCUCGUGGGAAACAAUAUUUAGAUGUGUUUUGUUGUUCAGCAAAAUGUCUUAUAAUGAAAAAAAGACAAGAUCAGUGGAGUUUAGUGCCAAAUUCUGAAGGUACUUCCUGCCUAGCGCGUCAGUGUAUUUCUUGUGAAAUUAUUUGAUAACAUGGGUAUUUUAUUAUAAGUGUUUUGUAUGGAUCCCUCAUAUUUAAAAAUAUAGAUUUAAAAAAGAGUUUGUUAACUUGCUAUUCUGUGGUCUUGUUGCCUGAAAAUGUCAUGUUUGCUUUUUUUCUUUGUAAAGAUGUAAAAAAAAAAGUGCCCAUGUGUCAUAUAUAUAUAUAUCUAUAUACACGCACACACGGACACACACAUUCUCGUGCAGACCUCACAGUUUACUUUCUUGUUGUGCAUGAGAGCCCCUGAGUGUGAACGCCUCGACAGCUACAGCUACCGCCCGCCAGCGUGCACAAGCACACUUUAACACACACGCACUGAUAUUUUUAGCCAUUGUACAGCCGUUUUAUUCAUCAAAGCCUUAUCACAAAUGUUUGCACUCCUCUUCUCUCUCUAUUAGUAUCUCGCGCACACAGGCGUCACUUCGUAUUGUUUGGAUUGCUUUCUUUCGAUUGGUUUCUCGCACUGUCUCGCUCCUCAGCCGAAAAAAAUUAAAUUGAGGUGAGAGUCAUACGCCUUAUUUCUCUAAAAUCCUCUUCAGUUGAGUUGAAAACAUUUCUCAGACGGCGAGGAUCAUUACUUUUGUGUAUCACCUCAUACGAGAAUGCUAGCUUUCAUGAUGUAAGCACAGGGUAAGACUCACUCGCACAAAAAACGAAACUCGAUCUCUUGAGGUAAGAAAAAAAAUAGCACACGCCGUCGUCGGAAGAAAAAAAAAAGAGGCGGGACGUUCCGGAGCAAAUUUGAUUUCUUAUCCUUUCACGUCUUUUAUAAGUGGUUGUGAGACUACUCCAUAUGUGUGGUGUAAUGGGCCAAAAAUCAUGUUUAGAUGCCAAAGUGUGUUCUCGUAGUCGAGCCGUUUACAUGGCACAGUGUUGUCAGUCGAUUCAACUGCCCCCCCAUCCCCCUCCCUGAAAGCCUAGUUUACGGUCUGCAAAAAAAAGAAAGAAAAGGCAGCAUUAUUUUCUACAGAAGCUCACCAGUCGCCUUAACCAGGGAGCGUCGUAUCAGUAUUACAAGAGUAGAAGAUGUUGUCAGUGAUGUGUGCCAAGUCUAUAUUCACUUGUGUGUGCAGUUAGCCUCCCACUCGUCAAAGUUUCGCUCUUUCCUCCGUGAAAUGACCUCGAGGAAGGAAGCCGCUCUUCGUCUGCUUGUUGUCUCCCAAGCUAACCGGAGUUAUUAGAAGCGGCGUCGUAUUAUUGGACUAGCGACAGGGGAAAUAAAGCGCUUGUUGGUUGGAGAGGAAGGGUCACGUCCACACUGGCUAAACAACAGCCUGAGAUGGAGGCUUUCAUAUCCUCAGACCCAAACUUUAGCGAGCAGACUUUUCUUUCUCCUAAAUGCAGUACACAUGAGCCACAAACAGCCAUAACUACCUGUAUGAAAGCUGGUUAAUCAGUGUUAAUGGACCACUUUUUUCUGACUCGCGCGUGUGCAGGGUUUCGCAUCGUUUUUCGCUGCAGCAUCUACGAUUCACACCUCACUUUCGCACAAUUCACGUAACUUUAAUGGUGGAGGCUACACAAUCUGCGUUACUCUAUAUGGCUGUAUGUGCGGGUACAGGCGUUUUAGAUGUCCCCCCAAAACAAAUGUUGCCAAAUCUCACAGAGUUGCACACAGCCUGACGUCAAGUGUGAAGCAUCUUGUCUUUGUUUAAAUGUCGAAGCACAAAAGGGUCGUAAAGCAGAGUUCCUGUGGAGCGGCUCACCUCAGGGGCUUUCAUCGCCGAUGCUCGUUGUAAUCUUUCUAUCUCGUCACUUCUCUGUUCUCCUUCUUUCUUAAUUAUCUUAAGUGCUAUUUAUCAAACAAUGAAAUUUGAAAAAAAAAAAAAAAUGAACUUGUCGUUUCUUUGCAUUAUGGCUUAUGUCAAGUUUUUUGAGGAAAAAUGUUUUGUGUCUUUCCGUGACGUAAAAAAAAGAGCUUGUUGUCUGUAGAGAUUAUCCAAUAUUUUUGUUUUGGUUUGUUUCUUUUAAUUCUCAAAAAGGUUUUCAGUAGUUUCAAAUUGUCUUGAGAGAAGCCAAAGUCAAUGCAUUUCAGUGGAUCCUGUAAGCGUGAUGUAUGUUUGUUUGACAACACUUGGAAAUCUGUCACUGGAUGGGAUUUAAAAAGUACAAAAAAUGCAGGCUUUCCUAUUUCUACAACUGAUUGUACUUAUGCAUUUUGUACCAGUGGAAUUUUUUAUACUGGAGAUUAAAGGAUACAACAAAAACAUCUUAGAAAAAAGCUGUCUGGCCUGGUGGUGUGGCCUGACCCUGACUGGUCCCCGAGUUUGAUUUCUAGCUGGCAUCGAGAACGUUGGCUUUUGAUAUAAGAUUUUCUAGAAGAUCUUUGGCUUUAUUUCUUUCACUUCUUUUUCCUCACUUGAGUGUUGUUCUUCCUUUCUGCCUUCCUUUCAGUCUUUAUUUCUUUCUGAAAAACAGAGUGUAGGUGAGUGUCAGAUCUUUCAUUUUUGCUUUUUAAAUAGUUCUAGCAAGUUUGUCUAUACAACAGCGGUAAGUUUCAUUUGACUUCUGUAUUGUGCCGUCUACACGAUAAGACAAUUAUAGAAAAAGAAGGUAUAGAAAUAUUUAGUCACCUUCAGUGGAUUAAUGUAUUAGUUUAAUGAAGAGAUCAACUAAUUAGAACGUUUUGCUUUUAGCUGUUUAGAUUUCUCCGGUUUCUCUGUCCUUCUCUGUGAACCAACUGUGUAGCUGAAGCAGUCAGAAUUAUUUUUGUAAACGUAUGUUCUUGUGUGAUGCAGUUUUUUGCUUCUGUCUCCUAUAUUAAACCAUUUUUCCUAAUA
This is a messenger RNA of Trematomus bernacchii (emerald rockcod), 6190 nucleotides long. It is a transcript of the gene celf2, whose product is annotated as cugbp, Elav-like family member 2. Gene Ontology annotation, biological process: regulation of alternative mRNA splicing, via spliceosome; mRNA splice site recognition. Gene Ontology annotation, cellular component: ribonucleoprotein complex; nucleus; cytoplasm. The record is from RefSeq and is a predicted model, not a curated record. Gene Ontology annotation, molecular function: mRNA 3'-UTR binding. Bases 185 to 1873 code for a protein of 562 amino acids. The transcript has 15 exons. Lineage: Eukaryota; Metazoa; Chordata; Actinopteri; Perciformes; Nototheniidae.